Messenger RNA from Notothenia coriiceps (black rockcod), 397 nucleotides. Its product is annotated as dual specificity testis-specific protein kinase 2-like. Gene Ontology annotation, cellular component: nucleus; cytoplasm. Gene Ontology annotation, biological process: protein phosphorylation; actin cytoskeleton organization. The annotation marks the transcript as partial. Lineage: Eukaryota; Metazoa; Chordata; Actinopteri; Perciformes; Nototheniidae. The record is from RefSeq and is a predicted model, not a curated record. Gene Ontology annotation, molecular function: protein serine/threonine kinase activity; ATP binding. The transcript is spliced from 3 exons.
GUUGAUUAACCUGUACCGCUCUACCUUGUUCCUGUCGCUCCAGAACUGUCUGAUCCGGGUGACGUCUCGAGGUCGGGAGGCUCUGGUGACCGACUUCGGCCUGGCCAGGGAAGUGGUGGAGCUGCCAGUCAAAGACCCCGGCAGGAAGCUGUCCCUGGUGGGCUCCGCCUUCUGGAUGGCCCCUGAGAUGCUCCGAGGAGAGCCAUACGACCGCAAGGUGGAUGUUUUCUCCUUCGGAAUUGUUCUCUGUGAAAUUCUGGCCAGGAUCCCAGCGGACCCAGAGAUACUACCCAGAACACAGGACUAUGGGCUGGAUGUGAAUGCGUUCAGGAAGCUGGUGACUGGUUGUCCUCCACGUCUCCUGGAGUUAGCAGCCAGCUGCUGUAUGGUAUGUAGA